Lytechinus pictus (painted urchin) is the source of this 1272-nucleotide messenger RNA. Its product is annotated as alpha-(1,3)-fucosyltransferase 4-like. Gene Ontology annotation, molecular function: alpha-(1->3)-fucosyltransferase activity. Bases 1 to 1272 code for a protein of 423 amino acids. Lineage: Eukaryota; Metazoa; Echinodermata; Echinoidea; Temnopleuroida; Toxopneustidae. The transcript has a single exon. Gene Ontology annotation, cellular component: membrane. The record is from RefSeq and is a predicted model, not a curated record.
AUGAAACUGGUAAAACAAAAGAAGCCGCAAAAUCAUAAGUCAGUUCAGAGAGAAAUAGGAAUCAAACAAAAAGAAAAUAUUCCAACUGGAAGUGACGACCCUUACGCAUACUUUUUCCGAGUUCUACAUAGAAGUACAAACUUUUCGGACAUACACAAUCCAAACAAGCCCAGUGCUAAUGAAACCCAGAGUCCAAAUUGCUUUAGACAAGUCCAGAUAUGGGGUCCUAAUGUAUUCCAGAUCCGACCUCGAGGGAUAGAACCUUGUCCUGGUUUACCAUGCGGUGUUAGAUUGAUCUUCGAUACAAACUAUCAAACUCUGAAGAACAGCCACGCCGUCUUUCCAUUUCAUUUGGCGAAGUGGGAUUGGAGUAAAUUAAUAAAUCACAAACCUAAAGGACAAAAAUGGAUCUUCUUCUCAAAUGAAAGCCCCGUGAACACAGAACCCCAUAGUGUCCCACCUCAGGAAUACCGCACUAGGGCUUAUGAUUAUUACAUGACGUAUCGAUCCCGGUAUGCACAACUGUACGGGGGUUAUGGUUACUACAAUGCAAGCAAACCAUCAGUCGAGCUCAAUGAUACACGAAAUUGGGCAAGCGGUCGGAAAGGAAAGGUUGUUUGGUUGGCGCAACAAUGUGAUCAUGUUAACAAUCGAUAUCUUCACUGGAAUAGGACAGGCUUCGUCAAAGAACUCUCUCGCCUGGUGGAUGUAGGUAUAUAUGGCAAGUGUGGUAAACAGGCCCCUUGUCCUGCACGUCAUGCCAAAAGAGAAGGGGAGAACUUUGUGACAUCAUGCAGUAGUUUCCUCCGACGAUUCAAGUUCUACCUUGCCUUUGAGAACAGUGCCUGUCGGGAUUACAUCACUGAAAAAUUAUGGAACAAUGCCUAUAUGAACAAUUUAAUCCCAAUUGUCUUCGGAGCUCCGCGCGCAGAUUACGAAGCAGUGGCCCCACCCCAUUCAUUAAUCCAUGUUGAGGACUUUGAAACCCUCCAGGACCUUGCUGACUAUAUCAACCUCGUAGACAGAAACGACCGUCUCUACAAUACGUAUUUUGAAUGGAAGAAAUAUGGAUCCGUCGUCGCUUUUAGUGAAAACAUGGCGAAAUGGCUCUUUGAGCCCUGGAAUAUGUGUCAAGUCGUCAACAGAUUGCUAGCUGAUGAGGAAUUAACCAGUGAGGGUCUGCCGGUCCGCCAAAGCCUUCCUCCUUUAACAAACUGGUGGACGAACUCCUGCCGGAAACUUGAAGGGUUUCCAAUGAAAAUACAGAAAUAA